This is a messenger RNA of Peronospora matthiolae, 273 nucleotides long. NCBI's taxonomy places the organism in Eukaryota, Oomycota, Peronosporomycetes, Peronosporales, Peronosporaceae. The record is from the annotation of a GenBank genome assembly.
AUGGGUAUCUGCCCUGACGCUUUUGAUGGAGAUGAACUGCUGAGUUGCAGCUUGGAACAGUUGAAGGACGCGGCGAAUGAGUUUGAAGAGAUCAUGAUAAUGCUGGUGGGCAAAGCGAAUACUCCUGAAGACAAGAUCGGGACGCCCUCGGGCUCGCUCUGUAAACACCCCGCGGGAUCGCCCCGCUACGCCUCGGAUGGCUCCGAGAGCGAGUCAGAUGGAUCCAUCAGCAUUCGUCAGAUGUCUCUAGGACCAUCGGGGGAAGGUUCUUAA